Molecule: messenger RNA, 2246 nt
Organism: Astyanax mexicanus (Mexican tetra)
Lineage: Eukaryota; Metazoa; Chordata; Actinopteri; Characiformes; Acestrorhamphidae
Product: ly6/PLAUR domain-containing protein 6
Exons: 5
Coding region: 297-806 (169 amino acids)
Biological process (GO): positive regulation of canonical Wnt signaling pathway
Molecular function (GO): acetylcholine receptor inhibitor activity
Source: RefSeq, a predicted model, not a curated record
CACGCCCCCAAUGUAACAGCUCCCUCUCUGCCACACCCAAACUGCCACGCCCCCUCCGCGCCACUCCAGUGAGAGCUGAGAUGUUGGUGGAGCUGCUGGCAGUACAGCGAGGGGUGAGGAGCUGCGGUUGAGGAGCUGCUGGUGAGGAGCUGCGGCUGAGGAGCUGCUGGUCAGGAGCUGCUGGUGAGGAGCUGCGGGUGAGAUACAAACUGAGCUGUUGAACGAUUCCAGGUGAUUUGUAGGACAUGAUUUCGGGUGCUGGAUGGAAUGCUGGGUAAUUGUGGAAUCGCCCAGUCAUGGUGCUCUGGUUUAGCCUCACCUGGUUUCUCCUAGUGACACUUCUUUCUGUUAAACUGAGAGCAGUUCUGUCCCAUGACUUCACCCUAAAGGACAUCAUUAAGCUCCAUUCAUCAGCCACUCCGUAUCCUGGAGGGUUUAAAUGCUUUACCUGUGAGGAGGCUGAAGAUAACUACUCCUGCAACCGCUGGGCUCCUGACCACUUCUGCCCUAAAAACACCAGGUUCUGCUACACGCGCCACCAGAUGAACGCCGGAGGGGAGAGUGUGUCUGUGACGAAGCGCUGUGUGGCUCGGGACCAGUGUGUGUCCACUGGCUGUGUGGAGCAAGAAGGCUCUAUGGUCUGCAUUUCCUGCUGUGAAGGAAACAUCUGCAACUUGCCGGUACCAUGGAACCAGACGAUGGCCAUCUUCUCUACAAGUUACCCAUUAAACCAAGAGAACAGAUUGUGUCCUGGGUUUAAAACAUCUUUGUUCUUUUUCAUUGUCGUCCUUUUGAACUAUUAUUAACAGCCUGAACUGUGGUUUUAUUUAUGUUGGUGGUUUAUAUAUGGACAAGAUUGGAUUAAAGGAAUAAUCUGAUGGUUCAAAAAAAUAAACUCUUAGUUUUAAUUCAGUUUUGAGAGUUACAAGUUGUAAAUUCACUAAUCUUUGCUGCUUAAGAUAGAUGGAUAGACAUAGAUAUUCUCGUACAGUGCAGUAGAUGGUGCUAACGGACAAUAAAUAAUCUACAAAAGCGAGCAAUAAAAAUGAGAUUGAUUAUAAAAUAAAGAAAAAAGCUGGUGUGCUUAUACAUAUACCUGUACUGAACUGCUUGUAUUUUUGCACCAGGAGUGGCAUAAAGUUAUCUAAAUGCAGUGUGUAAGACUGGCGGAGGAGAGCAUGCCAAGAUGCAUGAAAACUGUGAAAAAAAACAGGGUUAUUCCACCAAAUACUGAUUUCUGAAACUGUAUUAAUAUGAACUUGAUUUAUUUGCAUUAUUUGAGGUCUGAAAACUCUGCAUCCUUUUGUUAUUUCAGACAUUUCUUAUUUUCUGCAAAUAAAUGCUCUAAAUGACAAUAUUUUUAUUCGGAAUUUGGGAGAAAUAUUGUACGUAGUUUAUAAAAUAAAACAACAAUGUUCAUUUUACUCAAACAUAAACCUAUAAAAAGUCAGAAAACUGAUUUAGAGACUGUGGUUUAGAAGUGGUCUCUUAAUUUUUUCCAGAGUUGUUUAUGUGCAUAAAUAAUGUAAAUAUGUGCAUAGCCAUCUAUGAGUAAAUGUCCAUGUAAAUAAAAAAUGUGGUUGAGUAAAUGUCCAUGUAGUGUGACUGGUUUUAACUUGGUCCCGUCCCCGGUGGAAGGAGUUAAGAAGUCUGAUGACUGGGGAUAAAAGAUCCUCUCAGUCUGUCUGAUGAGCAGCUUUAAGAAAGCAUUCCUCUACUUAACACACUCAUAUUUUUGAUGUCAGUGUGCAAUGGGAUGACAAUCAUUGUCCAUGAUAGAAAGUCCUUGUCUCUGCCAUUCCAACCACAGACCUGGACCUUUGACACAGUACAAAUGUGCUGUCCCGUCACAUAGGCGUCUACAGGGCGUAGUGAACAAUCAGUUCUUGAAGCUGACGUGUUAAAAGAAGGAAAGACAAGAAUGAGUCAAACAACCCCAAAGCACGGGUGUUCCCAGUAUAUGCAGUAGUCUGUACCUAAACUUGUGUACCAGUGACAGGGUCAGGGGAGCCCAAAGCUCACCAAUGUGAAGAAAUCUUGGUGGCAGACACCACAGAACAUCUUCAGAGAUAUUUGGGAGUCCAUGUCUCAGUAUGUCAAAUAUAGUUUGGGAGCAGCAAGAGAACCUAUACAAACAGGUAACUGGUAUUAAUGUUAUGGCUGGUUGCUGUAAGUGCCUAGGAAUAAAGUAGCAUAUUUUGUUUUCGAAGUAUUCUUGGAGAGCCUUUUUAUAGGAUAAAAAAUAU